Molecule: messenger RNA, 1611 nt
Organism: Lotus japonicus
Lineage: Eukaryota; Viridiplantae; Streptophyta; Magnoliopsida; Fabales; Fabaceae
Product: wax ester synthase/diacylglycerol acyltransferase 11-like
Exons: 6
Coding region: 16-1356 (446 amino acids)
Biological process (GO): triglyceride biosynthetic process
Cellular component (GO): plasma membrane
Molecular function (GO): long-chain-alcohol O-fatty-acyltransferase activity; diacylglycerol O-acyltransferase activity
Source: RefSeq, a predicted model, not a curated record
CAUAGGUAUAGUAGAAUGGGGGAUGAACCUCUAACCCCCGCGGGAAGGCUGUUCUUGCAGCCAGAAAUGAACCAAAUAAUCCACUGCGUUUUAGGUCUCAAGAACCCUAUCGAUAUUGACUCAGUCAAAUCUCUAAUCAGUGACUCAGUCAUGCUCAAACACCCAAGGUUCACCAGUCUCAUGGUCCGUGAUCAUCGAGGAGUUGAGCACUGGCGCCCUACCCAAAUUCACAUUGACAACCACCUCACCGUCAUUCAUGACCCACUUUCCGAUCAUUCAUCAGCCAUCAAUGACUACCUCGCCGAUUUAUGCACGACGACCAUAAGCAUGGACAAACCCUUGUGGGAAAUCCAUAUCCUGAAGGCUCACAAGUGCGUCAUAUUUCGAAUCCACCACUCCCUCGGGGAUGGGAUUUCAUUGAUGUCGAUGCUCCUCGUCGGCUGCAGAAAGGUCCAAGAUCCUCACGCCCUCCCUGUCAUAUCAAACCCUCAUUCCGUCAAGAGGACCAAUUUCAACUUCAAGGAUCUCCUGCUCACCAUCUGCUUCUCCUUUAUCUAUGCCAUUCAAUUUAUCGUCAAGUGUCUUUGGAUUCGUGACUACAAAUCCCCCAUUACCGGAGGCGCUGGGGUUGAGCUCUGGCCAAGGAAGAUGGCUACUGCUUUCUUUUCCUUGGAAGACAUGAAAACUGUCAAGGCCGCUGUUCCUAAUGCGACCGUAAAUGAUGUUCUAUUUGCAAUCAUAUCAUCUGGGAUAUCAAGAUACCUGGACUUACGUGAGCCUAGUGGGCUGCGAGAUGGAAUUCAGCUAACAGGAUUAGCUAUGGUCAACCUAAGGAAGCAGUCAGGAUUGCAGGAUUUGCCCAAUUUGAUGAGAAGCAAUUCAGUAGCAAGGUGGGGUAACAAAUUCGGUGUUAUUCUACUGCCUAUAUACUAUCAUAGAAGCAGCAAUUCAGAUCCUCUAGAAUAUUUGAAGAGAGCCAAAAAAAUGAUUGACAGAAAGAAGCAAUCUUUGGAGGCUCAUUUCUCAUACAGAAUUGGAGAUUUGAUAAUGUCAACUUUUGGUCCAAAGUCUGCCAGCUUUCUAAAUUACCGGAUAAUCUGCAACACAAGCUUUACAAUCUCAAAUGUUGUUGGACCACAAGAGGAGAUUAUGAUCGGAGACAAUCCUAUAACGUUCUUAAGGGCAAAUAAUUCAGCCCUGCCUCAUGCACUGAUUUUGAAUAUGGUGAGCUAUGCUGGAAGGGCAGACAUGCAAGUGCAGGUGGCCAAAGACAUCAUCCCCGACCCUGAGUUUCUUGCCAAAUGCUUUGAAGAUGCUUUGCUUGAAUUGAAGGACCGGGUUACGGCCAAAAUUUAGCGUUUUGAGAAAUUUGUUUUGUUCAAUAUGGUCACAAAUGUUGAAGUUUUUUCUUUUAAAGUCAAAUAUAUGAAUGCAUUCAUUAAAGUGGCUCAGUGGGAGAUCCGAGUCAAUAAUAGAGGAAAUACACCUCGUGACUCUUCUAUCCACUCUUGAUCAGGGUGUAAUAUAGAGCACUUUGCUAAUUGGUGAGCUGAAUAAUUAGUGUUUCAGACACAGAUAUGCUAAUAGAGUAGUUUGUUGCCUUAUAUCUUC